Laccaria bicolor S238N-H82 is the source of this 498-nucleotide messenger RNA. RefSeq lists its product as uncharacterized. Lineage: Eukaryota; Fungi; Basidiomycota; Agaricomycetes; Agaricales; Hydnangiaceae. The record is from RefSeq and is a predicted model, not a curated record. The coding region runs from base 1 to 498 and encodes 165 amino acids. The transcript is spliced from 3 exons.
AUGUACCCAUAUAAUAUCAACAAUACCUCUUCCCACCCACCCUACAGCAAGCCGCAUAGGGCUACAGCCAGGGGUGACUUGGAUCCAAACUCCCCACAUGCAAGGGGUUUAUGUCGCAAGUACAAUAUCAAGGUUGUGUCUGAUGACAGCAUUGGUGAUCGCACGGGCGUGGUAGCUGAGGUCGUUCAGGCAAUUGGCAAAGUGUGGGAAAGAGCUAUGGACCCCGAGGCUUCAUCCGACCCUUUGAUUAGGAAUUUGCAGGCCGCCUUUGAUAAAUUGUUGAUGAGGGGAGAUGAGUUUACCGAGAUGGAUCGUAUGGACCUGGUUUUGGCCACCUUGAGGAGGGAGAAAGACCGGUUGCGUGAACAAAUCGAUUCAGACCGUGAUCUGGUUGCAGCAAUGGACGCUACUUUAGAAGGACUACGGCCAUUCAUCCCAGACGAGAUCCCAGACAAGGGGAAGGGGAGGGACAAAAGGGAUGGACCAGGGUUUAAGUAG